AUGCCUGUCGCCGGCGCAAGGUCAAAUGCGGUGUGUCGAUCAGCCAAUGUGGCGUGUCGCUCGCUGUUGCAGCGACAGAAAAAGGGCCGCCAGGGCAAAACCGCCAACAUCCUCCAUGAAUUGAGAGCCAAGGAAACACCGAAUGAAUGCAUCCAGCCUCCAAAUAUCUCUGGAAUUUCACCAUCUAGCGACGCUCUGCAAGUUGCGAAAUCUCCAGAGGCGGCUAGCUUCCCAGGAAGAUGUCAUUUCACUAGGGCGCCGGGUCUGGUGAACCCAGAGCUCAUUCGCGCAUGCUCCGAGUACUUUUUCGCGCGGAUGCGAGGCACAGUACCCAUCCUGCAUACCGACAGCUUCAAGAAACAAGUCGAGCAGACCAAUGACUCGCUGCAUGCGUAUUGCAUAGUCGCCGCAUUCUGCGCGUUUGUCAUACGCCAAACUGGGUUCUGUGCGUCCGUGCAUGGUGACCAGCCGGUCGAAAAGCAAGCGCUGGUCGAAGAAGCAACCGAGGCUCGAAGGCAUCUUGAUCCACUCACUGGUUCCAGCCCAUGCGAUCCGACGUCACAGACCGAUUACACUACAAAUCACACCCGAAAGCCCCCCAUUAGACGAUGGUCUCUCUACCGAUGCAGCUACCCUCGGAUUUCGCUGUCUGGUCGACCUCUACCGCCCCUUCGACGAGACCUUCCUAAGUCAAUGGAACGGAACCAUGCCUCGUGCUCAAUGGAGGCACUGGUCCAGCUCGAGCAACGUAUCCAAGCCGCCGUCCCACCAGAUCUUGACCUUCCCGAUGUACUCAUGGCCGAUCUGCGCGUGUCCCAGCAAUGGCUCCGCAUCAUGAUCUGGCAGCUCUCUACAACCGCGGGGUUCCUCUCAACUAAACCCACCCACGGAUGCAUGGACUUUCGCUAUCCGCUCCUGAUUACACAGGAUCUCUGCCUCGCGACGUGGAAGCUAUCCCGACAAAGUAUGGAAACACAUGGGAUCGGCCUUGUAUGCAUUUCUUUUCCUAGUCUGCUGGAAAAUGCACCCUCGCUAACAAAAACUCAGAUUGAAAAGAUCUUCGAGGUUACCUGUACAUUGAUUGAUGUAAUGGCUUGUCUAUCUGCAGCGGGACUCCGGUCCUCGGGCUCUAAGCUUGGCCCCCAAGACUACCUGAAGCAUUUCUUCACCCUCAUCCACGACCUACCGGGUGGACGGCCGCGGUUCCUGCCGCUGUUAUUGACAAAAAUGAGCCAGACCCUUCCUUCGAUGAUGGAGUCCAUUACGGUACAUCUCAAUCUGCAGCCCGGGCCCCUUGUUCCGGAUUCUAGAAGGAUGGAUUCAUCUACCUCGAUGAUGGCCGGCCCUGGAUGUACUACUGAACCAGAUCAGGCAAACAUGAGUCCUGGAAUUAGGCCAGAUGACAGCGCAUUGGGUAAUUUCAACUAUGCAGAAAUGAGUCGUAUUGGCGAUAAGACGCCCGAGAUCGACGAGGUGUUCCUUCAGUACUCCAGCUAUUUCUCCUGA
Molecule: messenger RNA, 1506 nt
Organism: Penicillium alfredii
Lineage: Eukaryota; Fungi; Ascomycota; Eurotiomycetes; Eurotiales; Aspergillaceae
Exons: 2
Coding region: 1-1506 (501 amino acids)
Source: RefSeq, a predicted model, not a curated record